ACCCUGCCUUGUACCUAUUCCCGAUUCCUUUCCGCCUCAUCCAGUCUCUCAGCAAUACCACUUUCUAUCCCCGUUUCUCAACAUGCGCGCCUUCUUCCGCCCUCAAGUUCUUUCUCGCCGGCUAGCAACCAGCAUGCGCCAGGCCUCCAGCUUCCGGACCACGCCGUCGCCGCACCGCCUCCCCAAAGAAGAGCAAGAGAUCUUCGAGCAGCUGCAGCAGCAGUCGGCCGGCGCCUUCAGCGCGCCACGCACACCGCCCCAAGUCAACCAGUCGCCGGACUCGGCCUCGCCCGCCACUCCUUCCUCUCGUCCGCAGAUCAAACAGUCCCCCGACUCGGUCGCCGACGCUCAGGUCAAGAUCGAGGCGGACGGUGACGGCGAGGAGCUCCAUCCUCAUGUCUGGCGCGGCGCGAAGCCGGAGUUUGAGGGCGAUACCAACCCCAAGACGGGCGAGGUCGGCGGGCCCAAGAACGAGCCGCUGAGGUGGGGCGCCGCGAGCGACUGGAGCUUCAACGGGCGCGUCACGGAUUUCUAGACAACACGCUUGAUCGCGGAUGGUCUAGGUUUUUGGAUCGCGACACACGGGAGACGUUCUUGGUUGGAAGACAGACAACGAUAGCCCUGGAGCGGGAAGAUGCCGUUUGACGACGGACCCUGGCUUCAGGGCCACGACGGCAGCUGUCGCAUCAGCUCACCGGCGACGUACAGUUACGACCGUGGCGCAUAUUGUCGGACGGGCGCAGACGCGCAAGUGCUCAGAGCCGUCUAGGACCCGAAAUGGGUGGUGGCAGCUUUGUAAAACCGCUCACUGUGGGCGCACGGCAUGAUGCGGACAGGAAGCCGAGCCAGCCGUGGAAGCGAGUCGAGGAGAGCAGGAGGGGGAUGGGAUGAGGUGCCGGGCUUUAGAUUGUCCUAUCUCCAUAGCAAGACGCAAUUUACAGUCACACGGCC
This is a messenger RNA of Aplosporella prunicola CBS 121167, 951 nucleotides long. RefSeq lists its product as uncharacterized. The transcript has a single exon. Lineage: Eukaryota; Fungi; Ascomycota; Dothideomycetes; Botryosphaeriales; Aplosporellaceae. Gene Ontology annotation, cellular component: mitochondrion. Gene Ontology annotation, biological process: mitochondrial respiratory chain complex II assembly. The record is from RefSeq and is a predicted model, not a curated record. The coding region runs from base 83 to 535 and encodes 150 amino acids.